AUGUAAAAAUAUUCUACAAGGCAACCUUUAAUCCCAAGUUAUCAAAAAGCGAGUAGAUCUUAAUAUGAAUAUGACAAUGACAAAAUCAUCUAAAUCUAAAUAGAUGCAAAUCUUAGGUAAGAUUUGUCUCCUACUCUUUCAAUUAUAAAAACACAUAAUAUAUCUCUGUUAGCUUAAAAUGCAAUUAGAGAGCUUGAAGAUAAUACAUAUCAUUUACUAAAAGAAUAAUAUUCAAAAUAGUCCAUCAUGAUCUUUAAUGGUUUUCACUAAAACUCUUUAAACUCCUGUUUGUGCUUAGCAAUUAAACAACUAGUAUAAAAUACUCCUUAUUUUCAAUUAUAAUAAAUUAUUAGUGAUUUGCUAAGGCUUCUAGAGGAAGUCUAAAAAUUAUAAUAAAAUUAACAGAUCACUAAUGUUUUAGUAAUUUAAUGCUUCCAAAAAGAUUUUCAGAAUGAGAUUUUUCAAGCAACACAAUUGUAUAGCCUUUAUUCCCAACAAAUAUUGAAUAGAAAUGAUAAUUAUCUAUUUAUCAAUUUCUCUGGUCUUAACACUAUUGAAUAGGAUAUUAAGAUGAUGAAGGAACUUAGUUUACUCAAAAAAAGGAAUAUGGAAAUGUAUUAUUUGUCAUUUCACAAAAGAGAGUUUUAAAAAAAAUAAAAAAAACACUUUAAUUCUACUGAAUCGUUUGAAUAAUAUUUUCUGGAAAGUUAAUAGAAUCAUCCAAUCACUUGGCCUUAACUAAAAGCUUACUUAAAACCUAUAUUAAAAAGAAAGAUUAAAUUAUUUAAUCCUAAAGUCUGUGUAUUAUAAUUAUUUGUGUCUUUAAAUAACUUGGAGGAUGAGGAAGGUCUAAUAUUUGAAAACGAUUGUAUUUUGAAAAUUGUUCACUUUUUUAAGAAGUUUUCUUAAGAUAAACUAAUAAUAAAUUUAUUAAUCAAGGAUCAAGAUUCAUCUGCCCCUGUUUCUGUAUCAGAGUCGAUUGAAAUCAACAGCAUUAAUCAUUAAGAUGAAAAAAAUUCUUAACUGGCAAGAAAGAAGUUAUGCUUAAAAUAGGUUAUAAACGCAAUUGAGUAGGGUGUAUUUGGACAUAUGGAUGUGGAUAUAGUUGACAAAAGAAGUUAUGAUUAAACCCUAAUUGAAUUUAAAUGCCAACUAAACUAAUUAAAAAAUUAAGAAUAUUAACAAGUGGUUUAAAGGUCUUUGAAUAAUUUAAUUUGUUAACAGGCAAAUCAAAUUAGAAAUAGUUCUGAACCAGAGAAUUUAGGAUUUCAUUACAUACCCUUUAUUGAUAACAACAGAUCUCUGCUAUUUUUUGAAUUUUAUUAUAAUAACGAUAAAAUCUUGGUAAAUAAUUCUACUUAAGUUUACUUGAAGCAGAAGGAAAAAAUUGUAAUAAUAUUUUAAGUCUAAGAAUUUAAGCUUUAUUAUUGCAAAAUUCAGUGUAAAUGCGUUAAAAAAGAUUGUAAUUUCCUUAAUUUAUAGGAGUAUCUCAAUUUUGAUUAAAUAAAAAAUAAUGAGUUCAUAAAGGCUCCAAUAAUAGCAGUUAUCGAAGACAAAAUAUUCUUAAAUUAUGGUUACUUAGGAGAUUAAAUCUUAGAAUUCAGCAUAAUUGACUAGAAGGUCAUAUUUAAGAAUAGAAUGAAGUUAUCAAAUUUUCCAAAAUUAUUAGAUGUAGAAGAAUAAUAAAAAUAAUACAUUUUAGAACGAGAAGGCGCUAGCGUUUUCUAUAAUUUAUUAGAAAAUAAGGAGGAGAAUCAUUAUUUUAUUGCGGGAGGUGAACUUGGUUAAAAUAGCCCAGUGUGCAAUAUCAUCGAAAGAGUAGUGCCAGAAAAAGAGGGUUUUUCUUCAGGAUUUGUGUCUAAAAGCCUAUUUAAAGUAAGUUUGAAGCCAUUUCAACAUUCUUUAAUUUUGGAGGAUAAUUAGUCUGUAAUUUUUCUUCCUGGAGAUUUUAAUAAAAAACGAUUUAAAUACUCUUAAAUAAUAAAUCAUUAGCACUACCAAUAGGCGUAGAGAUUAAGUUUAGUAAGAAAUAAUUGGGUGUUAGAAAAUAUAAAGAUUGUGUAUGAGAAUGAAGAACUUGGAAGACUUUAUCCAAUUCAUUUAAUGCCAAAAAAUUAAUAGAUUGUUUAUAAUGUUGAAAACGAUCAUUGGAUAGCUUGCUUUUUUGGAUUAUAAAUUCAAUCUGUAGGGUCAACUAAACUAUCUUCUUAACAGAUCUACAUAGAUGAGAUCAAUUAGUUUCAUUAUGAAUCAUCCAAUAGCGGAAAUGAGGGCAACUUAAGUAAUGUAAUUAUAAAAAUGGAAUUCAAAUUCGAUCAAAAUUAACUGAUUACUUCAAUAACUCCAUUUUAAUUCAGAAAGAACAGAACAAUAAUAGAAAAUACUGUCCAAUUAAAAACAGAGUAAAAUGCAUUAUGA
Molecule: messenger RNA, 2418 nt
Organism: Paramecium tetraurelia
Lineage: Eukaryota; Ciliophora; Oligohymenophorea; Peniculida; Parameciidae
Exons: 4
Source: RefSeq, a predicted model, not a curated record